CAGCAUAAAAGCAGGUCUGGCUGUAGAUCUGCUAUCCACUUCGUCCAGAAGCAACAUGAAGGUCUUCCUGCUAGCACUGUUGGUCGUACUGAUGUGCAGCACCCAGGUGCACACACUCAGAUGUUUCGUCUGUGAGGGAGAGGAGGGCUGCGCCACCGCCACAGAAUGUCUCAACCAUGAGAAAUUCUGCAAGAUGUCUUUCACAGAGACUUCCGUGUCCAGAAGCUGUGCGUCUGAGUGCAAGAUGGACGAGAACCAGGACUGCUGCAUGGAAGACGAAUGCAACCACUAGAGUCCUCUCCAACCACCACACUUUUUAAUCAAAGGAAUCAUUAAAAAACGUUAUGCAAUGUAACAUUAUAUACCAUAUGGGCUAGGUCACUUGGUAAUCAGAGAGCAGAUAUUCUUCAUUUGUUUCUUCGUUAGUUUGAUUGGUCCAGUUUUUCUUGGAAAUAUGCUAUAAUGCAUUAAACUAGUGCAAUUAUAAUCAAACAAGAUGUUGCCUUUU
This is a messenger RNA of Gadus chalcogrammus (walleye pollock), 508 nucleotides long. Its product is annotated as weak toxin 3-like. The transcript is spliced from 3 exons. The record is from RefSeq and is a predicted model, not a curated record. Lineage: Eukaryota; Metazoa; Chordata; Actinopteri; Gadiformes; Gadidae. Bases 56 to 292 code for a protein of 78 amino acids.